AUGACCGUCAAGGAGCAUUCCGGCAGUAGUGGAAGCACCCCAAUUCCCGCUAUUGACAUACCUCAGAGCCUUGUGAAAAGCCUUCAUAUGCCUCUUGACCAACUGCUUCUUUUACGGCCAUUGUUAGUCUGCCACGUUAGUCGUUUCGCGCCUGGUGUGAUCAACAGUUGGUUACCGCGUGCUCUUCUCGUCACAGAAACCGGGCAGUUGCUGCUCUUUGACACUCACGAUGGCCGUGUCACUCAUGAGACCUCUUUGCGACUGGAUAAACCCCCAAUGGCUGAAGAUGGUAUGCCAAGAAGUGAAGAAGAUAAGCGCCUGGUGCACGUGGUAUUUGAAAAUCAGAUGGAAAAGGCGAUAACAACGACUAUGUGGCUUAAGAUCGCUGUAACCGAUUCUGUUUUUGCUGCUGUUCUCCGAUUUCAGGAGCCAUUUUCUGGAAUGCCUGCAACCUUAUUGCGGGUGAUAUUACGAUUUGUCCCUGAACGUCUUGUCUCCAUACAGAAGUGUGCAAAAGAGGGACCACUUGUAAAAUUUAUAUCGAAAGAAUUUUGUAGUAUAUCGAGUAUAAAAUCUGGUAAUAGUAGUCCUCCUCGUCGUAGUGGUGUAUUGACACCGAGAUCAUCUGCGAAACAUUACAUGACGGAAGUUGUUCGACAAGAGCUACAGCGACAAAGUGUCUUUAAGAGUGAAAUGACUGAAGCACAAAAUGCCUUAGCGGAGGGUUCUAAGGAUAGAGAUGAGGAUAAGGUUUCUGACAUACUCCCUCUCACCGCAGAGGAAGUUGUACCACCACAACCUCUUGUUGUAUCGGCAUUGGCAGAUAAUGAAGAUACAGUACCCACUAGUGAAAACGCUGACGAAAACGAAGAAGAGGGAGAAGAAAGUGAAGAAGAGGAAGAAGAAAGUGAAGAAGAAGAAGAAGCUUCAGAGGAAAAGCAACAGGAUUCAGAUGAUACCGAAGAUGUAAUACCUCCACAGGAAGAGGUGAAUGAAGAAGGGUGUGAUGCUUCAGAAGAAGAGGGAGAAGGGCAAAAAAAAAGUUUGGAUAUGCCCCAGAAAGAUGACGUGGUCUUCUCAUAUGGUAACGAUAAAGAGAGGUCUGAACGGAAAGAAAGAAAUGCAGAUACAUUUGUUUUUCAUAAUCUCGCAAAAGUGGUGUCUUCUACUCCAGAAGGUCGUGAAAGUGAAGUGGAAAGGGAAGUAUCUCAAGAACAAGUGUCGAGAGAAGACAUGUGGAAAAAAAAUCAUACAUCACAUCAAUACGAGAGUAAAGAAAAACAUGUGAAAUUGGUAACUGCGGAUAUAACAAAGGAUGAACAGAUAGAACUCUCACCCAAUGAUGAUGCGAGGUGUUCCUUUGAUGCCACCCCGCUGCAGCGGGCAACACCAACCUCAGCUCCACUAUCGAUACCAAGCGGUAAAAUAAUUAAGGAAAUGGUUCCCUACAUUUUGUCAUUAGAGAAUACUGAAGAGAAUGAAUCACACAUUGUUCAUAACAGCAGCUUCGCGUUAGAUGGAUCACAGCAAACUUCAUCCACUUCUCUUAAAAAAAUGGAUAACGUAGAGACAAUAAUGAAUGACGAAGUCUUGUCUCACUCUUUAAAUAAACAGGACGAAAAAGUUUCCUCCAUAUUGUAUAUCAGCACGAGUGGAGGAGGGACAGCAUUAACGCAGAACUCUGUUAAUGUUGCUCUUCGGGCCAAUGGAAUUCACAUCUUAUCCACCUAUCCUCUACAACGACCAACAACAGACUACACUAACGAAGCUACCGGAAGUACAGAGACAAAACAACACUGGCAGCAAGUAUACAACGACAAUCUUGGAAGAAAGAGCGAACCACGCGUGAGCAAAAGAGCACCCACAGGUACUUUCACACGAACCAUAAUAUCAUAA
Messenger RNA from Trypanosoma theileri, 1896 nucleotides. RefSeq lists its product as uncharacterized. The record is from RefSeq and is a predicted model, not a curated record. Bases 1 to 1896 code for a protein of 631 amino acids. The transcript has a single exon. NCBI's taxonomy places the organism in Eukaryota, Euglenozoa, Kinetoplastea, Trypanosomatida, Trypanosomatidae.